This is a messenger RNA of Spirodela intermedia, 1128 nucleotides long. The record is from the annotation of a GenBank genome assembly. NCBI's taxonomy places the organism in Eukaryota, Viridiplantae, Streptophyta, Magnoliopsida, Alismatales, Araceae.
AUGGAGGAGGAUCAUUUGGUGACGGAGCAGAGGUCUGCUGGACCCGGUCCCGGAACGAACGCAGAUCCAGCGGCCACACAGAGGAAGCACGCUGCCAUUCUUGAGCGCCUCUCCCACCGCUCCUCCAAGCGUGCCGCCGCCACUGCCGCUGCCGCCGCUGCUCCCGCCUUCGAGUCUGUCAGUUCCUUCCUCGACCGGUUCUCCGAAUCCAGGCGCUCCGUAGAGGCCGACAUUGAGCGCUGCCUCCUCGAUCACGAGCAGAGAGGGGUAUCUACAGGCUCCGGCUCAAAAGAGUACCUCGAGGGCAUCUCCGCAGCUAUCUCCGAUCUCGAGAAGCUCGUCGCGGAGAACUCUUACUUUCUCCCGUCGUACGAAGUGCGGACGGCGCUGAAAGCUAUCUCCGACCUCAAGGAAUCCCUGGAGAAGGCGAGCGCGGCGCUGGCGCCGAGGAAGAGGUUCGCGUUCAGGAACAAGCCCUCAGAGAAGAAGAAUCCAAUCCAUUCGCAGGCGAGAAGAGUAGAGGAUGCGAGCGUUCCAGAUGUCUCCGAUUCGAUCGCGAGCGACAGAUUGCAAAUACAAGUCCGGGAUUCCCCGACAGAGUUCAGAAAUCGAGAAGGGUCUGUCAUAGUGAAGGAUUUCAGAGUCGCGGAGGAAGGAACGCGAGAGGGAGAAGGGGAUUUCUCCCUCUGUGAUCUUUCUUCUUGUCGAUUCUACAUCAGAGGGAAAUGCCGAGCUCUAUUCAUACACAGGCUCAAGAACUGCCAUGUUUUUGUUGGCCCUGUUCUGGGCUCCGUUCUCAUUGAAGAGGUGGAGGGCUGCGUCUUCAUGCUGGCCUCUCAUCAGAUCCGCAUCCACCAGGCCAGGGCGACGGAUUUCUACCUCCGGGUCCGCAGUCGGCCUAUCAUCGAGGACAGCAGUAGCGUCAGAUUUGCGCCCUACAUGUUGACCUAUGAAGGGCUUGAAGGAGAGCUCAAAGAUUCUGGUCUCGCGGAGGAGACUGGAAACUGGGCGAAUGUAGAUGAUUUCCGAUGGCUUCGGGCAAUCCAAUCCCCAAAUUGGUGUGUCCUGCCCGAGGAGGAGCGCCGGUGCCUGGUUGACAUCUCAGAGAUGGAAAACUCAGUCCAGUAG